AUGUUUGGGUUUUUCCGUAAAAGAUCAACUCAACUAGCUAUAGGAGCUACUGCGCUUGCUGGUGGUGCUUACACUGUUGCUGUGUUCUCCAAAUCUACGCAUAACAAUGCUGAAUACAACAAGGCAUUCUAUAAGCCUUUCCAAAAGGAAUUGGAACCACCUCCAUCUCGUGAAUCCCUUUUGGAUCGUGUCAAGUCGACUCCAAAAUACGAUGUUUUGGUGAUCGGAGGUGGUGCCACGGGUACAGGUGUCGCUGUUGAUGCCGCUACGCGUGGUCUCAAUGUUUGCUUAUUAGAAAAAACCGACUUUGCUGCUGAAACUUCCUCGAAAUCCACGAAAAUGGCCCACGGUGGUGUACGGUAUUUGGAAAAAGCUAUCUUUCAACUCUCUAAAGCCCAACUUGACUUGGUAAUUGAAGCCCUCAAUGAAAGGGCAAACAUGCUUCGUACUGCUCCUCAUCUUUGUUCUGUAUUGCCGAUUAUGAUUCCUGUUUAUGAAUGGUGGAGAAUUCCUUAUUAUUAUGCUGGUUGCAAGUUGUAUGACUGGUUUGCUGGCUCCCAAAAUUUACGAGCUUCUACCGUAUUUUCCAGAGAAAUGACCACUGCCAUUGCUCCUAUGCUUAACGACUCAGAAUUGAAGGCUGCCUGUGUUUAUCAUGACGGCUCAUUUAACGAUGCAAGAAUGAACACGACCCUUGCCAUUACAGCCGUCGAUCAUGGCGCUACUGUUUUGAAUUACAUGGAAGUCAAGCAAUUAAUCAAGUCUUCCGAAAAUAAGGUUCUUGGUGCCAUUGCUGUAGAUCGUGAAACUGGUUUGGAAUACGAAAUCAAGGCUACAGCCACUGUGAAUGCUACUGGACCCUACGCUGAUAAGAUUUUAGAAAUGGAUGAAAAUGCAAAUGGUAAGCCACCCAAGACUGCUCAAUUUCCUCGUAUGGUCGUUCCAUCUUCUGGAGUCCACGUUGUUCUACCCGAAUACUAUUGCCCUAGAGAUAUGGGCUUACUUGAUCCAUCUACCAAGGAUGGCCGUGUCAUGUUUUUCCUUCCUUGGCAAGGCAAGGUUUUGGCUGGUACUACUGAUAAUCCACUCAAGGAAGCCAUUUCCAAUCCCUCUCCUUCGGAGGAAGAUAUUCAAGACAUCUUAAAUGAACUGCAAAACUACAUUACUUUCCCUGUUCAAAGAGAUGACGUUCUGUCAGCUUGGAGUGGAAUCCGUCCUUUGGUUCGUGACCCUUCGAAUGUUCCCAAGGGUCUUGACCCAAGCACUUCAAGUACCCAAGGUUUGGUUCGCUCUCACUUAAUCUACACAACUGAGACUGGGCUUGUCACAAUCAGUGGUGGUAAAUGGACUACUUACAGAGAAAUGGCCGAAGAGACUGUGGACAAAUUGCUUAAGGACUUUGACUUUGGUAGGACCUUGAAACCAUGCCAGACAAAACAAAUAAUUUUGGUUGGCGGUGAAGAUUACACCAAGAACUAUUCUGCUAAAUUAAUGCAUACUUACCAUAUUCCACUUACUUUGGCAAAACACCUUUCCCAUAACUACGGUACCCGCUCUCCUUUAAUUUUGGAAUUGUACACCCAAAACGACAUUAAUAAGUUACCCGUUGUUCUUGCUGGAAACAAGAGCUUCACUCCUUCUAAAGAUAGUGUUACAAAGAACAAUGAAUUGUCAUAUGCCUCCUUUGACGAACCUUUCACAGUUGCUGAAUUGAAGUACAGUUUGCGCUACGAAUACACGAGAACCCCACUCGAUUUUAUAGCUAGAAGAUCAAGACUUGCAUUUUUGAAUGCCAGAGAAGCUUUGAGAGCUGUCGAUGGUAUUACUACAUUAAUGAAAGAAGAGUUUGGCUGGGAUAGUUCUAAAGCUCAACGCUUGAGAGAGGAAGCGAGAGAGUAUAUCGCCAAGAUGGGUAUACCUCCCAGCUCUGAUGAUUCCUUAGUUCCCGUUACUAAUUAA
Molecule: messenger RNA, 1959 nt
Organism: Schizosaccharomyces osmophilus
Lineage: Eukaryota; Fungi; Ascomycota; Schizosaccharomycetes; Schizosaccharomycetales; Schizosaccharomycetaceae
Gene: gut2
Product: glycerol-3-phosphate dehydrogenase Gut2
Exons: 1
Coding region: 1-1959 (652 amino acids)
Biological process (GO): glycerol-3-phosphate metabolic process
Cellular component (GO): glycerol-3-phosphate dehydrogenase (FAD) complex; mitochondrion
Molecular function (GO): glycerol-3-phosphate dehydrogenase (quinone) activity
Source: RefSeq, a predicted model, not a curated record